This is a messenger RNA of Prorocentrum cordatum, 1461 nucleotides long. The record is from the annotation of a GenBank genome assembly. Lineage: Eukaryota; Dinophyceae; Prorocentrales; Prorocentraceae.
CGUAGUGUGGCCGAUCAGGCGCGAUUAUACUUCGUGUCGAUGCAGGCCGCUUGGCUCCAGCCACUCUGGCGCAAGCAAUUUUUGUUUGGGGGCAAUCGCUCUGCAAGUCCGCCGGGUCCUCCCAGCAUCUCUCGGCGCGACACCAUGGCUCGGCGGGUGGUGAUCGCGGUUUUUGCUGCCCUGCUCGGCUGCGGCAUGCUGAUGUCCGCUUUCGUGCCCUUCUCGCCGAUGGCCAUCCGCCCGGCGGAUCAGCAGCCUGCAGCGCUGGGAACGGCGAUGACGCCUGACGACAGGAUUGUCCUGCCGCGUGGGUGCUGCAUUCUCAACUGUGAUUCCCAUGUCGCAAUAGCUGAAGGGCAGAACUGCAGCAGCAGCAACAAUGAGUCACUGAAAAUAUUGUCGUACACGUUGCACGAUUCGAAUGCUCACCGCGUUGCUGGAUGGAACAUCCAAGGGUGGUUGAAGUUUAUAGGCUCUCACGGGGUGGGUGCCAAGUUUGUGUUCCAGGUGGGCUCUUUUGGUGCAUUUUUGGACGAGGUGCUCCCGUUGUUGAAAAGCAUGGACCCGUAUCAGGCGCAACAGUGGCAAGGAGUCAUUGCAGAGGCCAACCGGUACAACGUUGACAAAUUGAAGGAAGCAUAUGUUGAGCAGCUAUCAGCAGGCACACUUCGCAUAAUAAAUACUGCUGUUGCAGAUGUGUGUCAUACUCCCACAUUAAAAUUUGUCGUGCCCAGCCCAGUUUUUCCCGGAAAGGGGCAAGGAAAAGUUCAAAUGGAAGUUCGGAACCGGAACGAUCAAAGAUAGUGAGAACGGGCAGGCAAUGCAGACGUGGGGCAAAGACCAGUGGGAAGAGCUCGAGGUUCCAUGUGGCACAACAGACCAUGUGAUGCGCCUCGGGAACGUCCCAGAAUCACCAGAUUUUGUGCAGGUUGAUGCCGAAUCGCACGAUGCGCACAUUCUGAUUGGGAUAGAUUUCACCAAGUUCAGUCCCAAAUUGAUUCGGUGGGAAAGUCUUCCAAACAUGGAGAAGAAAGACACCUUGCUGGACAAGCUAUAUAGCCAUGGCUACGUCACCAUAAAAACUGGUGUCGGCGCAGAUCCGUUCGCGGUCCGGCAAGAUGUUUUGUUCGCAGCGGUUGGAACUACUGUUUAGAGCGUCGACCCUCUGGGCCUCUGAGUGCUCAGCAAUGGAAUUAUUCGGCGCCUCAGUCUGUGAGCCUUGGCAUGUCAGGCCAGCGCAGCGAAUGAGACGCAGUUAUUUGUUUCCCAAGACGGCACUCACAACUGCAUAUGAGACAGCGCCCCGCGUCUCCCUCCUUUCUUCCUCCUCCCCCCCCGUCCUCUUCCUCCCCCUCCUUGCCCCAGCGGUUGCUCUCGCAUGCGUUUCCCCCGCCCUGGGCAGCGCUCCGUGGCCCCGUAGCUCCGAUGAAGGUUUCUCAAGCCAGCGUGGCCAUUCUCUAU